AUGGCCGAUCCUGACGAGUUUUACGAGGUCCCGUCUUGUGGAGCACGGGAAUAUCGUGCUCCCGUGCUAAAGAGGACGGAAGUUUGGGGUUCCCGUGCCCUUGCGGACGGGAACAGUAAACCACCGUGCCCUACGGGUACUGAAGGUGAUUUUGACGGCGAGUUUACAACUGAUCGUGACAAAGCGUACAACGAGUACGAGGAUCCCAACAUGUGUUUCGAUGUUCCUCAAGACACACCAACAACUUCUGAGGAUCACAGUCAACAUUUCAAUGUAGGUGUUGAGUUUGAAACUGGGAAAGAAUUAGUGGAAUGGGCAAAAAAAAUGGCUGCUACUCAUGGUCAUCGAUUGAUAGUAACUUCAAGCAAGAAAAACGUCGAAAAUUCAAACGAUGGACUAUGGCGAAUGAAUUUAAAAAGUGGCACUCACACUCACCCGAUACUACCGUAUCCUACCGGACAAGGACCGGAUAGUCGUUUGACACCAGAAGAAUACGAGGUAGUGAAGUUACUUAGAAGGAGCCACGUGAAGCCGGCAUUAAUUAUGGAUCGAUUGAGAAAGGAUAAUCCACAGACAUCAACGAGUGUGAAACAUGUCUACAACCAACUUGAGAAGAUGAAAAAAGAGAAUAUGGCGGGGAAGACUGUGAUACAACACGUGAUGUCGAACCUUCAAGAAUCUGGAUAUGAAUAUUGGUAUCGAAGUAAUGAAGCUGAUGAUACACUUACUGAUUUGAUGUUCGCUGCUCCUAAAUCGUUGAAGCUUUUGCGGUUAUUCUCUCACGUUAUAUUGAUGGACUGCACUUACAAAACCAAUAGGUAUGAGAUGCCACUUUUGGAAAUAAUAGGAAUCACUCCUGCUGGUAAGAAUUUUACAAUUGCUGUUGCUUUCAUGUCACAUGAAGAUGCAAACACAUACGAAUGGGCUUUGCGUUGUUUGAAAUGUGCAUUAGGGGGGCUGGUACCUAAUGUGAUAUUGACGGAUCGUGAAUUGGGACUUAUCAAAGCAAUGCCUCUAAUAUUUCCAGAUUCCGCUCAUUUCUUGUGUUUGUUUCACAUCAAUAGAAACGUGGAAAAAAAUGCAUCGAGAUUUAUUGGUAGUACUAAACACGGGCUUAUAUGUCGGCGCAUACAGUGGGCAAAAUUAGUGGAAUCAAAAACAGAAGAAGAUUACAAUGAUAAUUACGAGGAAAUGGUUAGACGCUAUGGUUGUUACCCCAAAUUGAUAUCAUACCUUAACGAUACUUGGCUAAUUUACAAGCACAAAUUCGUCAAAGCAUGGACUAAUAAGAUUUUGCAUUUUGGGAACACGUCGACAUCUAGGGUGGAAAGUGCUCAUAAAUCGUCGAAGGGUUGGAUUAAUGCUUCUACCGGUGGUGUGAACACCAUUCAAUAUCAGCUCGACUCCGGGGUUGAGUAUCAACUAACCAAGAUCAAGGGUGAGUUUUCAAAAUGCAGUUUAAUCCGAUUGCACUCAUCAUCGUAUCCGGUAUUUCAGGGUUUGAUAUGCAAAGUCACACAUAAAGCAUUAAAUUUGCUUGAUGAUGAGCUCAAAAAACCGGGGUUUGAAGACCCAUCUCUUUGUGAUCACGUUUUGUGGGAUACUCAUGCACUUCCUUGUGCAUGCCAAAUUGCGUUGAAAAUCCAGCAACGUGAUACAUUUAUAUGUAUGGAUCUACAUCCAUUUUGGAGUACCAUGCACGUUGAAGAACCAGAAAUACCCGAAGCACAGAUGGAUCGUGAAACAAAUAUGAGAGACCGAAUAAUCAGACUAGCCACGGAAGUGUUAGAAAAAUAUUAUAUGACUCAAAAGAUGACUGCUGAUUACAUGAAUAGCACUAUUCAUCCAGACACCACCCACUUGGCAGAGCCUGCAUAUGUUAUACCGAAAGGAAGGCCAAAGGAUAAAUCGACGAAGAGAGAUAAAUCCAGUUGGGAGUUUCCACCAUUCCAGCGGAAGCCGUCUACUGGUGAAGAAAAGGGUAAAUCGUCUGCAGGUUCUAAGGGUCGAAAAAGUACUUCUACCGGAACCCCACCAUCGAAAGUAACCGAUCCCGGUUCUGGUCGUUGA
Molecule: messenger RNA, 2070 nt
Organism: Erythranthe guttata (spotted monkey flower)
Lineage: Eukaryota; Viridiplantae; Streptophyta; Magnoliopsida; Lamiales; Phrymaceae
Source: RefSeq, a predicted model, not a curated record